Nicotiana tabacum (common tobacco) is the source of this 1555-nucleotide messenger RNA. RefSeq names its product polygalacturonase-like. Lineage: Eukaryota; Viridiplantae; Streptophyta; Magnoliopsida; Solanales; Solanaceae. Gene Ontology annotation, biological process: carbohydrate metabolic process. The record is from RefSeq and is a predicted model, not a curated record. Gene Ontology annotation, molecular function: polygalacturonase activity.
CAAGCCUCUCACUAUUUGUCUCAAAUUCAACAUGAUGAGAAAAAUGAGCGUCUUUUUUCUUUCCCCAUUUGUCAUAAUUAUCAUCCUCUUCUUCUUCAACUUGUCAAUAGCAGCAGAUUCCAUGUAUAAUGUCCUAAACUACGGAGCAAAGUCUGAUGGAAAAUCCGAUUCGUCGAAGGCUUUUCUUAGUGCAUGGACUGCAGCAUGUACUUCUACUAGCCCUGCCACCAUUUUCGUGCCAAAGGGAAGUUACUUGCUUGGUAAUGCAUAUUUCUAUGGUCAAACAUGCAAGAGUAAUGCCAUUACUAUACGUAUUGAUGGCACACUUAUAGCUCCCUCUGACUAUAAUGUUAUUGGGAAAUCUGGAAGCUGGAUUAAAUUCGAACGAGUCACUGGAGUUUCGAUCAUUGGUGGAACCCUAAAUGGACAAGGUGCCCGUCUUUGGGCAUGCAAAAACUCCGGCAAAGGUUGUCCUAAAGGAGCUACGACUUUAGCUUUCUACAACUCAAACAACAUUGGAAUAAGUGGAUUAACUUCACAAGACAGCCAAAUGUUCCACAUUUUGUUCGAUGGGUGCCAUAAGGCGAAGUUACAAGGAUUGAAGAUUUCAGCUCCCGGAAAUAGUCCCAACACUGAUGGAAUUCAUUUACAGUCAUCGACUGAUGUUACCAUCUUGAAUUCUCAUAUUGGAACUGGCGAUGAUUGUAUCUCAAUUGGUCCUGGCAACUCCAACUUGUGGAUCGAAAACAUUGCCUGCGGCCCCGGCCACGGAAUAAGCAUUGGGAGCUUAGGUUGGGAUAUGCAAGAGCCAGGAGUUCAAAACGUGACAGUUAAAACGGCAACAUUUACUAGAACCCAGAACGGAGUGAGGGUCAAAACAUGGGCUAGGCCUAGCAAUGGCUUCGUGAGGGAUGUUCUUUUUCAACACGCGGUGAUGAAUAGUGUCGAAAAUCCCAUCAUCAUAGAUCAAAAUUACUGCCCAGAUCGUGGAAAUUGUCCUGAUCAGGGCUCUGGUAUUAAGGUCAGCGAUAUAAAGUACCACGACAUACAUGGGACAUCGGCCACAGAAGUUGCAGUAAAAUUCGAUUGCAGCAAAACAAAUCCAUGUAAUGAGAUAACGCUACAAGACGUGAAUCUUAAUUUUAAAGAUCAUCCAGCUGAAGCUUUAUGUGUUAAUGCUGGAGGAAAGGCUUCGGGUCUACAACAACCAAAUAGCUGCUUACGAACUUGAAGAAAAGAAGAGGAAAACUCCAUUUCUUAUUAUAUUUAUAUUUACAUAGGAGAUUAAAAUUAUACAGUAGUAAUUUUAAUUUUAAAACACCAUUAAUUAGACUUGCUUGAGCCUGGUUGCAAGAUUUUUAGCCUUCUUGACGUCGUGCCUGGCCUUGCACGAUCUCUGCUCCCCCAGAAUAUAAUGGAUGUAUUAAUCUAUUCAAUUUCAUUAAUCUCAAGCAUUCUGCAGUUCUGUGAUAUAAUUUGUAUUUUGCUCUUAGUCGGGAUCAAUUGUUCUUAUUAGUUUUUUGCAUUUUUUUAUACAUGUUAUCUUUCGCUACUA